GCCUGCGCUAAACUCGCUCCCAUCCCCACCCCCGCCAUCAUCUGCUCCCACCUCCAUUACAGGGCAGGACAGGCAGCAUUUGCACCGAAAGGAGGGGAUGGGAGGGGAGGAGAGGAGAAGGAAAGGAGAGAGAGAACUAGAUCAGAGCGGCCGAGAGUGCGAGGAAGAGGAGCCGAGGAGACUGCAGAUGUCGACGGCGUCAACAAUGGAGCCGCAUAGGACCUCCUGAGGUGAUCGUCAGCCAGGCGUCGGCUGAGGGUGAAGAUAGGUGGAGCGGGGUGGGGUGGGGGGCUCGGGGGAGGAAGAGGAGGUGAGGAGGAGGAGGAGGAGGUGGUGGUGGGCAGCAGCAGAAUGGGCCUGGAACUCAAACCGCACAAAUUGGAUUAAAGCAGUAUGCUGGAUAAGAGCGAGGUGACAACUCUUGGCCUCCCGUCCACUGCCAGCCAUGGAGGCUCUGACAGCAACAUUAGCGCAGAGGGCGCAGCGGGGUCAGCAUCCAGCGUGGCUGCCGGUGGCAGUGCCGGUGGCAGUGCCGAAGGCAGCGCGGGCGGGGCGGGGUGCGGCGAGCCCCAGAGGACGCGAGCCGCUCUGGAGCACCUUCAGCAGAAGAUCCUGAAGGUGACGGAGCAGAUUCGGGUGGAGCAGGAGGCCCGCGACGACAAUGUGGCCGAAUACUUGAAGCUAGCCCACAAUGCCGAUAAGCAGCAGGCAUCCAGGAUCAAGCAGGUGUUUGAGAAGAAGAACCAAAAGUCGGCACAGACCAUCGCGCACUUGCACAAGAAGCUAGAACACUAUCACAAGAAGCUAAAGGAGAUAGAGCAGAAUGGACCGGCCCGGCAGCCCAAGGAUGUCCUGCGGGACAUGCAGCAAGGACUCAAGGACGUGGGGGCCAACGUCCGUGCUGGGAUAAGCGGUUUCGGAGGAGGCGUAGUGGAAGGGGUGAAAGGUGGCGUUUCGGCCCUGACUCACACCUCCGUGGUCUCCAAGCCCAGAGAGUUUGCUAGUCUCAUCAGGAACAAGUUUGGCAGCGCAGAUAACAUCGCCCAUCUCAAGGAUACUAUGGAGGACGGAGUUGGGGGCCACUCCGACGUCACCCCGACCCCCCGCGCUCUCAGCGGAAGCGCCACUCUGGUGUCCAGUCCAAAGUACGGCAGCGACGACGAGUGCUCCAGCGCCACGUCCGGCUCGGCCCCGGGAAGCAACUCCGGCGGGGCGGGGGGAGGGGGAGGCGGCAUGUUGGGGCCUACGAUAGGGAGUCCCAGGCUGGACGGGCACCACCACCACCAUCAUCAUGUGCACAGCUCUUGGGAUUCCCUCCUCGAGGGCUUGCAGGAGAUCAAAGCCAGCCAGGCGCACAUGGAGGACACCAUCGAGGACAUGAAGGGCCAACUGCAGAGCGACUACUCCUACAUGACACAGUGCCUGCAAGAAGAGAGAUACAGGUAUGAACGAUUAGAAGAGCAGCUGAGUGACCUGACAGAGCUUCAUCAGAAUGAAAUGAGCAAUCUCAAACAAGAACUGGCCAGCAUGGAGGAGAAAGUGGCCUAUCAGUCCUACGAGAGAGCGAGAGACAUUCAGGAGGCAGUGGAAUCGUGCCUGACACGCAUCACCAAGCUGGAGUUGCAGCAGCAGCAGCAACAGGUGGUCCAGCUGGAGGGCGUGGAGAACGCCAACGCCCGCGCUCUGCUGGGCAAGCUCAUCAACGUCAUCCUGGCGCUCAUGGCCGUGCUUCUGGUGUUCGUAUCCACGCUGGCCAACUUCAUUACGCCGCUGAUGAAGACGCGGGCACGGGUGGGCGCCACUGUCCUGCUCACCGUGCUGCUCUUUGUUUUGUGGAAGCACUGGGAUUUUGUGGAGCCUUGGUUUCCACCCAGCUGAGCUGCUCUGAGAGAGAAACCCGAGCAGAUAGUUCACCUGGAAUGUUUUUUUUCAGGCCUGCAACGGAAUGUGAGCUGCUCUUUUUUCCUGACUGACAAAAUGAAGCACCCAUGAAGACGUAAACAAAAUAACAUCUUGCCAAUCGUUGGUGUGGAAAACUUUAUUGAUUUACACUGCUGUCACCAAAAACUUCUUCAUCUUUUUCUAAACAUUCUUUUAGGAUGUACUUAUGAUGAAUUAGCAGGACAGGACUCACGAGGUUGACCUUCAGGUUGAAGCUUAUUUGGGAGGAUAUGUUUUUUUUUUUCCUCAUGAAUGUUUAUAUGCCCAUCAUGCAUGUCUUCAUGUGUGCACUGGCACCAGUUGACAUUUCAAUUAAUGACAAUAUGGAUUUUGCCCUAUGCCAGCUCACUGGACACUUUAUUAGGUACAUCUGCACAAUUGCAUGAGACCUAAUACAAGAUAUAGUAUAUAUAUAUAUAUUUAUACACACACGUGUGUAUUUGAGUUUGCAUUUAUUUUUACUUUACAAAUAAUCCAUCCGAAGUGAGUAAAUUUGAAAUGUUUUCAAUUUCGCGAGUGCAGGUUUAUCUAAUGAAUUGUCCAUUUGUUAAAUCAGUGUCAUCUCGUUUGUUGCUGUGUUGCAGGGAAGCUUUUUGAACACAUUUCUAGCUGCCAUUGAACAAAGCGUUUAACUGCUUAAAAUGUUUCACUGCUCUGUAAACUAUUUUUCCCCUCCAUAGUUGAUAUCUUUCAUAACCACUGUUGUAGAUCUGCUUUCGCCCAGUGUCAAAUGAACUGGCAUGUCAAUUUGUGUCAAUGUUUUUAUCCGGUUUACAAAAAACAAAAUAUCGACAAAUAAAUAUGGCUGUUUUAUUACAAAUUGUGAGGAAUAUACUUUCCCCACCUCGCUGAGACACAGAGGUUUAAUGGGUUUAAGCGAAGCACUCAUGGACAGAAAAGGUUCAAUAAGGGAUGUAAUCUCAGGGGAUUAUUUUCAAUUAAUCCUCUGUCGUCAGAUUGUAUUCUAUCUCAACUAGAUUGUAUUUCUUUGAGGAUUCAAAUCUUUAAAAGUGAAUUAAAGAAUUAGGAACGUGAAUACUCAAUAUAUUCCAGACAUACAGAUGAGAUAUACUACAGUACAUGGAGAUGGUCAAAGUAUUAGUCCUUCUUGGCAGAGGAUAAAGAAUCUAUGCCUGCGAAUAUUCACUGCCACCAUAUAGCAAACCUACAUUUUGUUCUCUUGCAAGACAAACAUUUGCCAGAUGACUGCUCAGUUCUCAAAAAUAUUGUAAGCUAAAUCACUCGUAUCUCAAGACACAGCUGAAUUGUGGCCACUGAGUGUAAUUGACACAGUGAUGAGAAACAUGGCUCAAAUUCACAGGAAAUUGCUUAAUGUUUUUAAUAACUGUCAGGCAAACUCAUAUGACCAUUACAUUGAUGACAUGUAUUCUUACAGCACACAACAGAACUCACCUGACCUCUAAGCAGUAGGACAUUCAUCGUCAUUAAGAUUGUUUUUGACUUAGGGUUGACAAAUGGUUGUUGUGUGGAUUUGACUCGUAUCAAACACAAGUUUCUUUUCGAUUAGCUAGCAAAUUCUAAAGACUUUGAUAGAAACAGCAGAGUAGAAAAAAAAAUUCCUGAUUUGAUCUUAAAUUCCUGUCAAGGUUUAAGAUUUACAAUAUAUUGCUUUCAGGUGCUAAAAAGUAAGGUACCAAAUGUCUCUUGAAAAGAAUAAAAGAAAAACAUUCAUCACUUCUGCAGUGGCUUUUUCCCCUCCCCCCCAUCGCCGGCCUCGUCUACACAAAAACUCAAAGAGGGUUGGGAGCUGCCAUGUAGUAACAAUACAGGAGCAAAAAAA
This is a messenger RNA of Syngnathus acus (greater pipefish), 3742 nucleotides long. RefSeq names its product transmembrane and coiled-coil domain family 2 (gene tmcc2). The transcript is spliced from 5 exons. The record is from RefSeq and is a predicted model, not a curated record. NCBI's taxonomy places the organism in Eukaryota, Metazoa, Chordata, Actinopteri, Syngnathiformes, Syngnathidae. Gene Ontology annotation, cellular component: endomembrane system. Gene Ontology annotation, biological process: amyloid precursor protein metabolic process. Bases 394 to 1878 code for a protein of 494 amino acids.